Symbiodinium pilosum is the source of this 374-nucleotide messenger RNA. The record is from the annotation of a GenBank genome assembly. NCBI's taxonomy places the organism in Eukaryota, Dinophyceae, Suessiales, Symbiodiniaceae.
GAGAGAAGCUUCGUCAGCUACUUCUUCAACACGGAUCAUUUGACAAGGUGGAGGUUGUAGUCAAGCAGUGGGCUGAAACCAAGCGCAAGCAAAAGCAAGGGGGAGGCUAUGUCACCAAGCAGUGGCUGAUCGACAACCGCUCGACUAUGGCGGACAAGGCCUUUGAAUGGGCAAAAGCUCGUGGCCUUCACCGAAUCAGUGAAAUCACUGGGGCUGAAGAGGCCGACAUUCCGUUUGAUUUCUCAUGGUCCAACACGAACACCACAGGGCAGCGGGUGGAGUUUGAGAAUGGGGCUGAGAUGGAGGUGGCCUGCUUCACUACUAGCAUUUUUUCGGGCUUUCAGUGCUAUGUAUCAGAUUAUAUGAUUAUGUGA